Molecule: messenger RNA, 3573 nt
Organism: Cinclus cinclus
Lineage: Eukaryota; Metazoa; Chordata; Aves; Passeriformes; Cinclidae
Product: OTU domain-containing protein 4-like
Exons: 4
Coding region: 667-2172 (501 amino acids)
Source: RefSeq, a predicted model, not a curated record
UACUGGCUUUUAAUUACAGUCAUUUCUAUGGUGAUAAUGCUAAAAUUUCAUAUUUGCAGUUAGGAAUCUGUUAUGUCCAGCAUAAAGAUUGUAGAAGGACAACCCUUAAUAGAAAAGUGUAUCUAUUAUUUUCUGAGAGAGGGGUCAAUUCAUAUCUUUCUACCAAGGUAGCUGUGGUUUUCCCUUUAAAUUCUUUAGCUUUUCCUUUUCAAGUUUCUCUGAGGUUAUUGGUAAUUGCUUGUAAGGGUGGUUUUUCUUUUGGGUGGGAGAUAUGCAAUUGUAAAGCUUGAGGAGGUGGUUCCAGCACUGAUGGCUCUAUGGUACAGGCAUGGCUGGACAGAGCUCAGAGCAGAGCUCUCCACACAGGGACAUAGCUCAGGUCUCUUUGAUAUGUUCCUCCUUAGUACUUCCCUGUGGGGAUGGUGGUAGUCCAGAUAAGACUGAGUCAUCAGGGUCACCCACAAUGGUGGGAUUUAGAUUUGUGUGUUUUUACAGAACCUGACCGAGUGCUUGCCGAGUGUAACUCCAACACCCUCUCCGGUCUUCUCUGAGGUGCAUUUACCUCCAGCAGUGCCUUCUGUACCAGCCAUUGUGCCAGCUUGGCCAAGUGAGCCAGCAACAUAUGGACCAGCAGGUAUUCCAACCCAAAUACCUGCUUCUUCACUGAUGCCAGGACCAGCAACGGGACCUGACUCUAUUGUAUCCCAGGCUCAGGUAACAUCUGCUUCAGUUGCUGGAGUUCCUGUGUGGCUACAAGCAGUUAACCAGCCUUUAAUGCCUUUGCCUCAGACUCUGAAUCCCUACCAGGAUCCACUAUACCCUGGAUUCCCUUUUAAUGAAAAGGGAGAAAGAGCCGUUGCACCUCCUUACUCCCUGUGCAGUACUGGGGAAGACUUACCUAAAGAUAAGAAUAUUCUUAGGUUUUUCUUCAAUCUUGGUGUGAAGGCAUACAGUUGUCCCAUGUGGGCACCCCAUUCUUACCUGUACCCACUGCACCAGGCCUAUUUAGCUGCUUGUAGGAUGUACCCAAACGUGUCCCUUCCUGUGUAUCCACACAACCCCUGGUUCCAGGAGGCUGCUCCCACUCAGAAUGAAAAUGAAACUGCACGACCAAACAGGCACUUCGCUGUCCAGACUGAGGCCAGGUCCAAUGGUCAGAUUCCACAGGUUGACAGAUCUCCAUCACUGCCUCUGAUCAUACCUUCAGCUCAGGUGACAGAAAAUCAAGGACAGGUCUGUGUCGAACCGGAGAAUCCAGCGCAAGCUCUUCAUGCGAACUACGAGGAGUCCCUGAGAGGGAAAAAUAUGUUCCCGCAGCCGCCCUUUGGACACAAUCACUUUCUAGGAGCUGUUCCGAUAGCACCUCCUUUCUUUCCUCACUUCUGGUAUGGGUACCCAGUUCAGGGUUUCAUUGAGAAUUCAGUAGCGAGACCUAAUGUUGUCUUGUCACCUGAGGACAAAGAGGCAGCAGCUGGCACCUCUGCCAGCAUGUACGUGGGCAAAGAAUGCAGCCCUCCAGUUCCUGGAGUGAACUGUGCAGAGCAGCUCCAGAAGACCGACAGUGGCAGCGGCUCCAACACCGUCCCAUUCCCAGUGGCUGCUGCAGGGACCCCAAAAGACACUUCAGCCAGGGCACCUCAGCUGGAGCAAACCUGUCCUUCAGCUGCUCCUAAGCAGAAAGGAGCUGGGCAGCAGCAUCGCCCUCCACAGACACAGGGCCCAGAGAGGCCGAUGGCAGGGCCCAGCAUGCAGCCACUGCUAGCAGAACCUCCCAAAAAUGAACUGAAACCCAGCACUCCCGGCCGGAAGGAGAAGCCUGCUAAAGGGAGAGAAUCAAAGGGCACUGGGAACGUGCAGACGGAAAGCAGGGCCCAGAGAACGAGGGAAGAGAGCUCUGAAGAUGACACUGAGGUUUCUGACAUGCUGAGGAGUGGCAGAUCCAAGCAGUUCUAUAACCAGACUUACGGAGGAGGCAGAAGGCCCAGACCUGACAGGGGUUAUUCCAGCAGAGGAGGAUACCAGUUCCAAAGAAACGAGGAGGCCUGGAAAGGACCACCCAGCAGAAGCAGAGAUGAUGGCUACCAGUAUCAGAGAAACUUCAGAGGGCAGCCGUAUAGGAAUGACAGGAGAAGGGCAACACUGGGAGAUAAUCAGAGGGGACAGCAAGCAUAAAAUGAGUGGAUAAUUGGAAAAUUUAAGAAGCAAAAAGUAAUUUGAAGUAGCAGUUUAAGAUCUUAAUUUCUUUUUAGUGAAGUUCAAUGAUACGUUUAAUUUUUGGGCAAGUAAAGACUAGGAGGAUGUCAAAUCCUACCAUAGGCUUUUUGGGGGAACUCUAGAGUUUGUCUGGCUUAGCAGUUUUUCUUCAAUGUCAAAUUAGAAAAAAAAAUAGGUUUAGUGUUUGAAAAAUUUUUUCCCCACAAAGAUUUGUGUUUGUGAUAGAAGAUGGGUAUGUACGUUUACUAGAGUGACAAAUGACAGCAUUUGAUGUGAUCUAGAUUCUAAAAUUGACAGUAACAUUGCACCAAAUACAAAUGUAUAUUUAUCAUACAAUGCCUUAGUUCUGAACUGAGCUAAAGGAAUUCUCAGCCUACUGCACUGUUGUCUCUGAUAUGCUUCCAACCCAAAGGCCUUUCAUCUCAAAAAGAAAAAAAUAUCUGUCAAACUUGAAUGUUUCUCUUGUGUGUUACACGUAUGGCAGCCAGCUAACCCUGUGUCUUAGGUAUGUUGUAUAUAGUUCUUUUCAUAAUCAUAGGGUAUAUUUUUGAAUUUUAAAAAGCAUUUAUUUGUUGAAAUCAAAAUCAAGACAAGCAGUCAAGAAUACCUGUGUAUGAACUGAUAAGAAUGGCUGUUUCCACCAUGAAAAUCUUCUUAAUGCUGGUGUGACUAGAAUGGUGCCUAUGCCAACUGAAUAAUUACAAAGACAAUAAAAAUGUAGAUGCUAUGCAUUUCCAAAAUAAUUCUGCAUCUGUUAUAAUAGCAGAAGUUUUUUUAAUGCCACUUUAACACUAAUGCACUGACAAAUCCUAGAUAUUUUGUGAGGAGAUGCAUAAAGUACGUGUUACUUUUUUUUAAGUUUGUACAAUUGAGCUACUGUUCAGUAUUCUUUUGUUGUUGCACUGUUGAUGUUUUGCAUGUACAACUCCUUGCUGGAACUACUUUUAAAAGCAAGAAUGGAGAGUCUCGGUGUGCUCUGCUCUUCCCUACAAUUCAGAAGAAAGUGGCUUCUGCCUUAUAUUUUUACACUGUGUCAGAGUUCUGAUGCUGUUUCUUCUGAGCCCAGUUACGAUCUCCGCAGUGUUCCUGUUGCCUUUGCAGCCUGGAUGUUCAGCUGUCCAGGCCUGGAGAGUGCAGUGUGCACAGUAUUCACUCAGCUCUGUUGCUCUGUAAAAUUGAACUGUUGGUGUAUAUUUUUAUAUCUCUGUAUACAGUAGUGUAGGUGAUGGUACCCAUUCAUUGUGUUUGAGAUUGUACAUCCUUGGUGCAGAAACCAGAGUGAUAGUUACAGGAUAAAGAGUUUGUUUUCAGAUGCAUGCUAUGUAUAAAACUAAUUAAAAUAAAUGUUUUGUCUUUUCA